Daphnia pulicaria is the source of this 4580-nucleotide messenger RNA. Its product is annotated as fibroblast growth factor receptor 1-like. Gene Ontology annotation, cellular component: signaling receptor complex. Lineage: Eukaryota; Metazoa; Arthropoda; Branchiopoda; Diplostraca; Daphniidae. Gene Ontology annotation, molecular function: transmembrane receptor protein tyrosine kinase activity; ATP binding. The record is from RefSeq and is a predicted model, not a curated record. Bases 2640 to 4391 code for a protein of 583 amino acids. Gene Ontology annotation, biological process: protein phosphorylation; cell surface receptor protein tyrosine kinase signaling pathway; multicellular organism development. The transcript is spliced from 8 exons.
GACGGAAAUUUUUAUCGUCCGAUUUCAACAACAGAUCUCAUUUCUUGGUCUUUUCAAAUAGCUCGAGGAAUGGGUUACCUGGUUAGCAAAAAGGUUCUCCAUGGGGAUCUGGCCGCCCGAAAUAUUCUGCUCGCUGACGAUGGAAUAGCCAAAGUGGCCGACUUUGGAAUGGCGAAGAAAAUGUAUUACGAAGAAAAUUACGAAAAAGGAGGACAAGGUUUGAUGCCGGUCAAGUGGAUGGCGAUUGAAUCCUUGAUUGAUCGCAUCUUUUCCAGUCAAUCCGACGUUUGGUCGUACGGAGUCCUUCUCUGGGAAAUAUUUUCUUUGGGCCGAGUUCCAUAUCCAGGUAUAGACGUCGGUCACAUACUCAUGAAAGAAAUUCUAAAAGGAUAUCGAAUGGACAAACCAGAAUUGGCGCCCAACUUCUUCGGUGAAAUGAUGGCCGAUUGCUGGAAAUCGGAUCCGAAAGAGAGGCACACCUUCAGUCAAAUGGAAGAAAUUAUCUGCAGCCACAUGGAGUCGUCGGUCAGCUCGGACUAUUUGAAUAUGAACGCGCCAUAUGCCAAGCUCAACCAAGAAAAGGAGAACGCAACGCCAAAGGAUCAAUUUGGAUUGGCCAAGUUGUUGAGAGAAAAGUCUGGAACUAAAUCGAAAAAAUUCGCCACGCCACGAAAUUCAAUGUUUCCUAUGCGAUCUUCCAAAAAAGUUGCGGAUUCUGAUCUGUAGCCGGGCAAUGCGCUGCACCGAGUCCAGGCGGUAGUUCCAGUACAAUUUUUUACCCAUUUGUAGUUUGUUAUGUUACCCCGACCCUUAUUUUCUUUUUGUCUAUUUUACCGUCUCUUCCUUUUAUUUGUUGCAUUAAAAAAAUUUUCGUGUUCACCAGAAUGACGAAUUGACGAUGUCACUUGUCAUCAGAUUUGAAAUAUGUAUAGAAAGUGACAUUUUUAUCUUAAGAGUUUUGCGUAAAUCCUGUUCAAAGUGUGUUAAUCAGCGACUGGUUGAUUAAAAGGCAAAACAAAUUUGCAAAUGAGUAUUGAGUAUUGGGUUACGAACCCCAAAAAAGGCUAGUUGAUUCCUUAUCUGGAGAGUUGGCCAUGACAACCGUUCUUCCUUCAUCGAUUCAUUGAAGCUGUCAGGUGUCAGAAUUUGGAUUAAAUGUGAGUAAAUUUGUUGUUUUUAUAUCGUUGAAAAAUUCUGAAGGGAAUAUGAGUUUGGACAAGGUGAGAUCAAUAUUAAAUCUAAAAUCUUUACUUGUUUGAUGGCCGGGACGAUGGCCACCAACAGUGACAACGGGAGCAACCAAGUGUGUCACGGUACUAUUUCUGUCGUCGCGUCUCCGUUUGUCGUUCUACCGACAUCCUUAUAGCUUCUUCCCUUUUCAUCAACUUUAUCCUGAAGGCAUCUAACAGAUAGUGAGGACUGAGGACUUAAAAAAGAGAGACAUCGAACAGCUCCCGAUCAGGCCAAAUGGCAGAGAUCUGAGGACAUGGCUGAAUUCAUAGUGGGACCACCAUCUACUCCAUCAGCUCUAGAACAAAAGUUGCAGAAUGCAGAGACAGAAAUCAAAUACUUAUUUGUAUCUACAGGCGCAUUGGCUCAAGGAGCACUUCAUGAAGACAAGCAACCAAAGGUAAGACGAAAUCUCUCACAACUAUUCAUCUAAAUGGUAGAUACACUUUUGGGGCCAUCGAAUGGAAUCAAACAAUCAUGGAAUAGUCCAUCCACUUUUUUGCCAUCCUUUCAACUUCUUUUCUUGGCUCUUUUUUCAUUUUUUUUGUAGAAGUUGGAUAAGAUUGUGGAUUUCCUAGUCCGGAGUCCCUGCUAAACCGCAAAUAAUGAUGACGCGUUUUCUCCAGUUCCUUUCAUUCAUUAUUAAGCUGUUACGGACGUCUAGUUAAUAAUCCUUGUUAAGUUAAGUUAUUCCUUGUCGAUAAGGUUGCCAACGAUGGUUUAGGGGUUGAUGUUGAUUUCGUUAUCUUGUUCGUUUGAUGAAUGCCGCCCUUCUGCUGCUACAGUCACAUGAAAAAGAAUCAAAACUGAAAGCUCGCCCUGUGUCAUAGCACUUGUUCCAUGCUGUGCAACCGUAAAUCUUUCUAACAUUUCUUAGCUUGUUUUCUUUUGUCCCCUAUUUUGUAAAAAAAAAAGGAUUUAAUGACCUCCCCUGACGAAGUUGUUUGAAAAUAAAGAGGGUGGAUCUUGAUGGCUCGCCUUCGGUUUCAACAGCAACCAUUUUCGGGGAAUUAUAUCAACUUGGGUGGCGAGCAAACGUUGGGCAAAGGACAACGUCGAUUAUCAGAAUCGGAGUAGGACAACGUCAAGUUUCAAAAACAACGUUCCGACAGAAAUGCGACAAUGUAUCGACAGUCUUCCACUUGUUUUUGUUCUGUUGAGUUAAAUUUUGUUCUUCUAUUCUAUUUGCAUUCCCAAUUAUAUUGGUGUUCCUUAUUGAUUAAUCAUUAGUCAUUAUGGCUGCUCCUAGUAUGACCGAUCUCUUUUGCAAAGCCGUCAGCAAAGGUUCGUUAGAUGAAUUAAACGUGUUAUACCGAAAACACGGACCGGAGGGAAUCGUGGCUAAUUUGAUGGAAACUGUUUGCAUUCUCAAUCAUUUAAUUAUUUGUGUUCCUUAGUCGUUAGUCGUUAUGGCUGCUCCUAGUGUGUCCGAUCUCUUUUGCAAAGCUGUCAACGACGGUUCGUUAUUUCAAUUAAAAGGCUUACGUCAGAUUCACGGGCGGAAGGCAAUCAUUGCCAAUUUGAUGGAAACUCCCUGCAACAAUCAAGGCGAUACGUGUCUUAAAGUGGCUGUUGAAAACGAAUUUUACGACGUACUCAAGUUUCUAGUGCUCCAAUUGAAAGGGCACAUUAUGUGUGGAUUGUACAAGACAUGGAGAAAAUGUAUAGAAAUCUUUAGUCCUUUUUCAUGGGAAACGUGUACUUUCAAAGAAGAUACAGAGCCGUUUGUACUGUCACCUGACAUUGCGCUCAUUCGCGACAUUUGCCAUCAAAUGCCAAUUACCAAACUGAUGGAACUUAUCGUUGAUGUUACGAAUGACGAGCCUCUAUGGUUAGAGUUUGUGUUGCGCUCAAUAAUGGCAAGUUCAAUCCCCCGGCCAGAUAAAAUUGUUGCGCUAGAAUGUAUGGGCAUCGUUUUCAUCUUCAAACAAACAUGUUCCCCUAUUCAUAAAAAAAUUCAAGAUCUCAACGUGCUCAAUGAAAUUCUAUUUUGGCGUGGACCACGUUGUUGGAAAGAAGCUUUGAUUCUGCGUAAUUUGACGGCGGAUGGUGACCCAGCUAUACCAAAAGUUCCCUGCAAACAGUCUGAAAUGUUACGUAAUGCUUUUGGGGACGUAGCCGAAAUGACGACAACGGAAGAACUGGAACAAUUGGAACAACAGCGUUCCUACCAGCCCCUCGAUGCUCAGGCCCUUCUCGUUGGUCAUUGCAUCUUUACUAGGCAAACUAGCACUGGCCUGAAUUCUUUUCACCUGAAAAAUUUGUUGCUAUGUUCCAUAUUUCGUUGCAGUCGUACAUUCCACCUUUGUCUAUUCAUCCUGGAUCAGUCAUACGGGUUCACUUCCUCUUCUCCGCUUAAAUGCAUUGAUCAUUUCAUUACCGCAGUUCAUAGAUUGUUCGACUUGUUUUAUCAAUUAUGGGCAGAUCACGGCCAUCCGAAAACGGGAGAAAUAGCAUCGAAAAGUCUCGUGCUAACCGUGAAGUAUACGUUAGCAGUUUUAACUAACGUGUCGUCGGUGCGUCCACACUUCCAACUUCUUGACAGAACUUGGCAGCAUGAUAUUCAAAGGAAAAUUUACGUUCUGUUAUCAAAAGGGAUACACCACUUAACCAAAGAGCAAAUUGAAAAUGUAAAGGAAAGCCUUGUCCCGUUUUUCCGCAUUUAUAACUCAAAUCACGGCUUUCUCAGCCUUCUUCAGCUGGCGGUUGAUGAAUGUCAUAGGUUCUCUAGAGGGAGUCCGACUAGUUCAACCAAAGUUCAACUCAUUCAGCUAAUGUUGGAUGCUGGAGCGGAUCCCCAAACUAUUGGCAGUGAUGGCGGAACUCCGUUUCACUGGUUGUUUCAAGGUUCCUACUGGGCAUCUGCGCAUUGGGAAUUUAAAACAGUUGUCAAGGCGAUGUUGGAUGCUGGAGGCCAUCUCGAUCAAGCGACUAAAAAUGGGGAUACCGUUAUCAGUUUAAUUAAAGAAAAGAAAAACGGGAGAUUGAGAUUUGACAAGUUCUAUCAUGAUCCUUAUUUUGACUCUUUUAUUUACUCUGUUCUUCCGCUUUCGUGCUCUUGUGCGCAAUUUAUCAGACAAAAUCAAAUCCCGUUUGAAAAUCAAUUGCCUCCAAGAUUGCAAUCGUUCGUCCUACUCCACAGCGAUGUCAAAAUAACAUGAAUGAAAAGGAUUCAACGUGUCAAUCUGUCUUCUGACUACAAUACUACCUGGAAAUAACACACAUGGACCGGCGUUAACAGAUCAAAUUAAAGAAAUGCGCGACAUGCCCUAGUGUUGGAAGCUAGUAAUUUUCAAUACACUUAACGUUUUAUAUCGAUAGCUAACUAAUAAAACUAUUAUUGAUCUUAA